This is a messenger RNA of Rhagoletis zephyria (snowberry fruit fly), 2294 nucleotides long. RefSeq names its product probable ATP-dependent RNA helicase DDX10. Gene Ontology annotation, molecular function: nucleic acid binding; ATP binding; RNA helicase activity. The record is from RefSeq and is a predicted model, not a curated record. Lineage: Eukaryota; Metazoa; Arthropoda; Insecta; Diptera; Tephritidae.
AUCUUUAAUUUAGUCGAUGAAAGAACCUCGGUUCUGUUGACUUGCACCUGUUAUCUAUUUUUUUAAGCAUAUUUUCUUGUCAACUUAUUUACUGUCAAAUUAGUAAUUCAUCUAAAGAUGAAAACUAAGUUCAUAAAACAUAAUAGGAAGGUUAAUAACUUCUAUAAUAAUGAUCAAGAGAUUGGAGAACUCAAGAUGAAGUAUGAUUCUGCGUCGGUUGGAUCAGAAGUCAAAAGAUUUGAGGAUAUGCCUUUGUCCCAAAAGACAUUAAACGGUUUGUUGGAUUCCAAUUAUAUUGAAGCGACAGACAUUCAACGAAAUGGCAUAUUGCCAGCUUUAAUAGGAAAAGAUGUCAUGGGAACUGCGGUAACUGGCAGUGGAAAAACAUUAGCUUUCCUCGUUCCAGUUAUUGAACAUUUAUUCAUUAACAAGUGGUCACGUUCUGAUGGAGUAUGUGCGAUAGUUAUCUCGCCCACACGUGAGCUCGCAUAUCAAAUAUUUGAGACAUUAAAACGAAUCGGUAGAUACCAUGAUUUUUCUGCUGGACUCAUAAUUGGUGGUAAAAACCUGAAGUAUGAACGAAAUAGAAUGGAUCAGUGUAACAUAUUAAUAUGUACACCUGGCAGACUCUUGCAGCAUAUGGAUGAAAAUCCCUUAUUUAAUGCCAGUACCAUGGAACUUUUAGUAUUAGACGAGGCUGACAGGUGCUUGGAUAUGGGAUUUGAGGAAACUCUCAACGCCAUUAUAGAAAACUUUCCAACAGAACGGCAAACUCUAUUAUUUUCCGCUACCCAAACCCACUCUGUGAAGGAUAUUGCACGUCUUAACUUACGUGACCCAAUAUUCAUUGGCAGUAAAAAAGAUAAUUCCAAAGACAUAAUACCGAUUCUUUUGCAACAAAAUUACGUCGUAAUUGAGCUGGCAGACAAAAUUACUGUCUUAUGGUCCUUUAUAAACAACCACCUCAAACAAAAAAUGAUUGUAUUUUUUACCAGUUGUAAACAGGUAAAAUAUGUUUUCGAAAUAUUUUGUAAACUUCGCCCUGGUACCAGCUUGUUAGCACUUUACGGUAGUUUGCAUCAAGAUCGAAGAAUCGCGAUAUAUAAUGAUUUUACUCGCAAAAGCAAUGUUGUACUAUUUGCAACUGAUAUUGCAUCGCGCGGUUUAGAUUUCCCAACAGUAAACUGGGUUGUCCAGAUGGAUUGUCCCGAAGAUGCAGUCCAAUACAUACAUAGAGCUGGAAGGACUGCAAGAAAUAAAGCGCGAGGCGAGAGUCUACUUGUUUUGACACCUUCCGAGGAAUCAGGUAUGAUAAGGGAACUGCGUACGUGUAAUAUACAAAUCCAGAAGAUACACAUUGAUCCGAAAAAACUUUUUUCGCCAAGGCUGAAAAUAGAAGCCGCUUUAGCGCAAAAUACCGAGUUGAAAGCAUCAGCGCAACGUGCCUUCUUAUCGUACAUUAAAUCCGUAUUCCUUAUGAAAAAUAAGAAUGUGUUCAAUGUAUUCAACAUAAAUUUCGAAUCCUUCGCCAUUUCCCUUGGUCUCGCUGUCACUCCACGAGUACGCUUUUUAGAGCGCCUAUCAAAAAAGAAAAAUUCCUCGGUUUCGAACUCAUUAGAUGAGCCAAAUAAUUUUAUGCAAGACGAUUCUGAUAAUGACGAUUUUCUUUCAGUAAAACGAAUUGAUCAUGAUCUUGUAAAUACCGCAAAUGUCCCGAUAGAUCUUCCCAAAAGAACUAAAGUGCUAACAAAAGCUGCGGUAGCAAAGAGGGCUAUAAGAAAAAAAAUUAAAAUAAAUGAGAAAAUGAAUUUUGAUGAUGAGGGUAAUGUAAUAAUAGAUAAAAGAAGGCAACUUCAAUAUGAACUGCCCACUGAUUAUGGAAAAAAUGCUGGAGGAAUAAAUAUUGAGGUUGCAAAACGAAUUUUAUCACAAGAAGAUAAAUAUGAUAAAGAACGGUUUAGAGAACUCGUGAAAUAUCGCCACAAAAAACAGAAGGAUAAGCUGAAAAAACUGGCCGACGAAGAUCCAAAGACCGAUGAUGCUUAUAGUGAAAGCGAUGACAACGUGGAUUUGACCUGGUUACCAGAUCCUGAUAAGAUAUACAUUUCAAAUCCUAAAAGGGCGGAAAAAAGGGAAGCAUCGCAAAUCAAUAUAGACGACCGUGAGGAGCGUACUAUUAAAAAAGUAAAGUUUACCUCAGAACUUUCAUUGAAUGAUGCCGAGUUAAUAGCAGCAAAAAUUUUAUCAUAUAAAGCUUAGGUUUUUGCAUACGAAUUUAAUAAAAAAAGUUUUUG